Molecule: messenger RNA, 1108 nt
Organism: Meriones unguiculatus (Mongolian gerbil)
Lineage: Eukaryota; Metazoa; Chordata; Mammalia; Rodentia; Muridae
Gene: Pgp
Product: phosphoglycolate phosphatase
Exons: 2
Coding region: 99-1064 (321 amino acids)
Cellular component (GO): cytoplasm
Molecular function (GO): sn-glycerol 3-phosphatase activity
Source: RefSeq, a predicted model, not a curated record
GCGGGGCGGGCUCCGCGGCGGGCGGCUGCGAGGAGCAGCCGGUGGUGGCGGCGGCGGCGGCGGCGGCGGCGGGUAGCGGCAGCGGCCAGCGGUCGGCCAUGGCGGAGGCAGAGGCCGGCGGCGACGAGGCGCGCUGCGUGCGGCUGAACGCCGAGCGGGCCAAGGCGCUGCUGGCCGACGUGGACACGCUGCUGUUCGACUGCGAUGGCGUGCUGUGGCGCGGCGAGACGGCCGUACCGGGCGCGCCGGAGACUCUGCGGGCGCUGCGGGCCCGCGGGAAGCGGCUGGGCUUCAUCACCAACAACAGCAGCAAGACUCGCACGGCCUACGCGGAGAAGCUGAGGCGCCUGGGUUUCGGCGGCCCGGUGGGGUCCGAAGCGGGCCUCGAGGUGUUCGGCACGGCCUACUGCUGCGCGCUGUAUCUGCGCCAACGCCUGGCCGGCGUGCCGGACCCCAAGGCCUACGUCCUGGGCAGCCCGGCCUUAGCCUCCGAGCUGGAGGCCGUGGGUAUCAGUAGCGUGGGCGUGGGCCCCGAGCCGCUGCACGGCGAAGGCCCGGGCGACUGGCUGGCGGCGCCGCUCGAACCCGACGUGCGCGCGGUAGUGGUGGGCUUCGACCCACACUUCAGCUACAUGAAGCUCACCAAGGCGGUGCGGUACCUGCAGCAGCCCGAAUGUCUGCUCGUGGGCACCAACAUGGACAACCGGCUCCCGCUGGAGAACGGCCGUUUCAUUGCGGGUACCGGCUGUCUGGUGCGAGCCGUGGAGAUGGCCGCCCAGCGCCAGGCGGACAUCAUCGGGAAGCCUAGCCGCUUCAUCUUCGACUGCGUGUCCCAGGAGUAUGGUAUCAACCCGGAGCGCACAGUCAUGGUGGGAGACCGCCUGGACACAGACAUCCUCCUGGGCGCCACCUGUAGCCUGAAGACUAUCCUGACCCUCACCGGAGUCUCCAGUCUUGAGGAUGUGAAGAGUAAUCGGGAAAGUGACUGCAUGCACAAGAAGAAAAUGGUCCCUCACUUCUAUGUUGACAGCAUAGCCGACCUCUUGCCUGCCCUUCAAGGUUAAAGAUCUAGUGUCUUUAAUCUGGAAUAAAAAAAGAAUGAAAAUCA